CAAAAAAAAUUCGUUGAGGAGCGUCGUGUUUUUGAAUUUUUGCGAAUUUUUGUGAAUUUUGAAGUCAAGCUUUAAACCGUGUUUGGAACUUUGCCUAAGCCACAACCGCCAGCACAUCAGCAACGACAAAAUGACGUCCACCGAGCUAAAAAUUGGACUGACCUCCAGCACCCGUCCCUCCAGCCGUGUCCUAAAGCCCCCGGGUGGCGGUCACACCAACAUCUUCUCGGAGCCUGAGGUGGCCGUUAAUGCGCCGCGCGCCAAGUACAAUCAACAGAACUCCUCGAAUCUCAAUGCCUGCAUGGGCUCCACCGAUCCCAAUAAGGUGGUGGAGAAGCUGCGCGAAGAGGUGUCCACACAGAAGGAGGAAGGCAAAGCGGCCGCGCCCAGUCAGCCCAAGACAGAGGCGGCCAGCAAGCCGUCGGCUGCCACGAACGGAGAGGCACGCGGUCGUGUCCCACCUGGCGGAUAUUCGUCGGGCGGAUUCUGGUAGAGUGUCGGAGUGAGAGGAGCAGUGGCAGCUGCCAAGCAUUUAAUGACUCACCAACACAUCCUCAGCCCAAAAUAAACCUAUAAAUAUAACUCGCUUAUAACAUAACAUAUACACAUAUAUUUAGAGUCGCAUUAUCUAUAUUCAUACGCAGAUCUUCUCGACAAAAGAAACUCUUGAAUAGUUUUUCCCUGUUCUUCCUGUAACCCCCUCUCAUCUUGUUUGUCCCUAAACGUAAAAUGUUUAACACGUCUAACGCAAUUGUUGAAAAAUUUAAGUAACUCGUGAUUCCGCCCCAUGAAGAUUCCGGAUUGACUUUGCUAAACUUCUACCACCCACCACCGACUGCUACCGAAGUCCAAUUUAGCAUUUAUACUUAAAGUGUGUCCAAUUGAAACUUCUAAAUAGUCUGUAAAGUUUGUCCAACAUGAACUCCCCUUUUAUAACAACAACCAUCGAUGUAUUAUUCAAAAAUAAAAGAUGUAA
Molecule: messenger RNA, 976 nt
Organism: Drosophila serrata
Lineage: Eukaryota; Metazoa; Arthropoda; Insecta; Diptera; Drosophilidae
Source: RefSeq, a predicted model, not a curated record